UCGUCGGUGAAACGUGUUAACCUGCUAACUCCACUUACAGGUCAAAAUGCGAUUUUUGUUGUGUUAAAAAAAGAAAAAAAUACUCCACGACUAUGAAAAGCAGCCACCUCCUUUAAAAUUGAAAGAAUAUGUCAUCUCUUUACCAGAAAUACGUAGCGAGGAAAACAUUCCGGAAAAAGUCAUUCCCAAUAUAAGAACACAUGACUUAAAUUUAGAAGAAAUUUCUAAUGACAGUGACACAGACAUGAACCAGGCACUGGUACCUUAUUCAGAAACUUCUGAUUCGGAUUCAUCAGAUUCGAAUUAUCCAAAAAAAUGUAAGAGGCGUAAAAGAGGACUGCAAGUUAAUAAAGAAAAUUGGUUUGCUGUAAAAAACAAAAGGCUCAGGGAAAAGGGUCAAUCAUACCUUGGUCGCAUAAAAACUGACGGAAAGUGGAAUUACGAAAAACCUCAAAGACCUAAACAGAUGAAGAUAAGAUGUAGUUGUCAAAAUAAAGAAAAAAGUGUAAUGAAAUGUGCCAUAAUAACUGAAGAUGAUAGAAAAAAAGUAUUUAAUCACUUCUGGACAGACCUUACGUGGGGAGAAAAGAAAGUGUACAUCGACAAUGCAGUAACAAUUUUUACAACAAAACGACAUCGCGAUAGAAAAGAAGAAAAUAAAUCUAGAAGAUCUCAAUCACUAUGUUACUACUUAAGGAUUGACGGUAAUAAUGUACGGGUCUGUAAAACAAUGUUUUUAAAUACUCUGGCUAUUGGAAGGUGGACAGUUCUGAACUGGAAGAACAAUUUUAAAAUUAGCAAGAUUUCAAGUAACUUAAGAGAAUUAAAAAAUGAUCGCGCGGAACCAUUUAAGUCUAAGAAAGAAAAGUUAAAUGAGUUUUUAGAUUCUCUUCCAGUCAUGGAUUCCCAUUAUUGUAGAGCAUCUUCUAGCAAAAAAUAUUUAUUACCGGAAUGGCCAUCUAAAAAUGCACUUUACAACUUUUAUGUAUCAGAUUGGUGCAAAUCACAUAGUAUUGAACCACUAUCAAGAACAAAUUUUAAUGAUGCUUUUAAAAUGAGGAACAUGGCUUUGUUUAGACCCAAAAAAGAUGAAUGCGAAAAAUGUGCAUCAUAUAAAGUUGAAACAGUUACAGAAGAAGACUAUCAAUUGCAUAUGGUUAGGAAAAAAGAGGCACGGUUGGAGAAAGAUAAAGACAAAAAAGAGCAUAGUUUCGUAUUCACGGCAGAUAUGCAAGCUGUUUUCAUGGCGCCCAAGUCACAAGUCUCUACAUUAUAUUAUCGCACAAAACUGCAGGUUCAUAACAUGUGUUUUUAUAAUUUAAGAAAUAAUGAUGGGUUCUGUUUUCUGUGGAACGAGACCGAGGGCGGCCUUAACUCAGAAGAAUUUGCUUCCAUUUGGGUUUGCUUUCUGCAAGAAAAAAUAUUGCCAACUAUCGAUACUAAAAAUAACGAAAUAAUUAUCUACAGUGAUGGUUGCUGUUACCAAAACCGCAACCCUAUCCUUGCAAACUCGCUUUUGAACUUGGCCGUUACAAAAAGCAUAACAAUAGUACAAAAGUAUUUAGAAGUUGGUCAUACCCAAAUGGAAGCAGAUAGCAUAUAG
Messenger RNA from Psylliodes chrysocephalus, 1603 nucleotides. The record is from the annotation of a GenBank genome assembly. NCBI's taxonomy places the organism in Eukaryota, Metazoa, Arthropoda, Insecta, Coleoptera, Chrysomelidae.